Messenger RNA from Neltuma alba, 1248 nucleotides. Its product is annotated as lactosylceramide 4-alpha-galactosyltransferase-like. Bases 1 to 1248 code for a protein of 415 amino acids. Lineage: Eukaryota; Viridiplantae; Streptophyta; Magnoliopsida; Fabales; Fabaceae. The record is from RefSeq and is a predicted model, not a curated record. The transcript has a single exon.
AUGUUUGGUGGAAGGAUUCUUGUACGUUCCAAACUCUAUAUCAUGUUCUUCUUUAUCACUUUCUCUGCAAUUACUUUUCUUCUCUGUGAAGAUACAAGGGUCCCCCAUUAUUCCUUAAAUUAUGAAUCCCUUGAGAAGCUUCAGUUAGUGUUGGAGGAACCCAGAUUUCAGAAAGCAACACAGUCAGCGCUUUCCCACGUACCCGUUGAAGAAGAAGAUGAUGAAGAAGAAGAAGUUGAUAGAGGAAACCAGAAGCCUCUAGUUCCUCCAUUGAAUCUCACAGAAAAAGAAAGGAUUGCUUGGUUCCAGAAAAGGUUUCACGAAUUCAAGAUUUUCAAGUCAAGCAAUUUAACCCGUCAGUUUCAUGCUAGAGUUUUAGGACUCUUCAGCCAUGAAUGCGAAGCUCAGUUCUUCAUGACUUGGAUUUCACCUGCGAGCUCGUUUGGAAGUAGAGAACAGUUAUCACUAGAAUCUCUGUUCAAGGCUCAUCCUCAGGCAUGCUUGGCAAUCCUCUCAAGAACUUUAGAUUCCAAACAAGGGUUUAAGAUUCUGAAGCCUCUUAUUGAUCGUGGCUUCAAAGUGGAGGCCGUGACCCCAGAUUUGCCACUUUUGUUUCAAGGCACUCCAGCAGAAGAAUGGCUUCAUGAUCUGAUAAAAGGGAAGAAGGACCCAGGUGAGAUUCCUCUGCCUCAGAAUCUAUCAAACUUAAUAAGACUUGUGGUUCUAUACAAAUACGGGGGCAUCUAUAUAGACACAGAUUUCAUAAUCCUUAAAUCCUUCAAAGGAUUGAGGAAUUGCAUUGGAGCACAAAGUGUGAACCCGGUUUCUAAACACUGGACUACAUUAAACAAUGCAGUUCUUGUCUUCGAUAAGAAUCACCCACUUUUGUUACGAUUCAUAGAGGAUUUUGCGUUGAAUUUUAAUGGUAACAAAUGGGGACAAAACGGUCCAUAUUUAGUGACAAGAGUAGUUGAGAGAGUGAAAGAAGAAGAUGGUUUGAACUUGACAGUUUUACCUCCAAUGGCGUUUUAUCCUGUGGAUUGGACGGGAAUAGAUAGGUGGUUCCAGAAGCCAAAGAACAGUGAAGAAUCAAGUUGGGUCAAAGCUAAAUUGAUUGAGCUUAGAGGAGAAACUUAUGGGGUUCAUCUGUGGAAUAAAUGCAGCAGCGAAUUGGCAAUUGAAAAAGCAAGUGUUAUGGCAAUUCUUAUAUUACAGCAUUGUCUAUUGUGCAAUAAUGUCUAUAUAUAG